Molecule: messenger RNA, 3063 nt
Organism: Helicoverpa zea (corn earworm)
Lineage: Eukaryota; Metazoa; Arthropoda; Insecta; Lepidoptera; Noctuidae
Gene: fz4
Product: frizzled-4
Exons: 3
Coding region: 290-2014 (574 amino acids)
Biological process (GO): non-canonical Wnt signaling pathway; canonical Wnt signaling pathway
Cellular component (GO): plasma membrane
Molecular function (GO): Wnt-protein binding; Wnt receptor activity
Source: RefSeq, a predicted model, not a curated record
GAACGCCGGACAGCGGCCGCCCUGGACAGCCGGACAGGCGCUCGGCUGCGUCUCCGAGCCCAUUUCUCUCCCUUUCCCGCCGCUACAGUGUGGCGCAUACCUGCGGACCUUUUUUUGUUAUGGUGUCCCCCCGCGGGUCGCGGCGCGUCGCCGGCCGCGCUCGCAUACACCGUGUUGACGCGACUCGGGACGCACGCACGUAGUUCGCGCGGUCGCGGCGCUCGCGCGUAAACAUUCACGACUACAAUGAGAUCUUUGAUGUAACGCGCGCGAUACAUCCUCUCCGAACAUGAAGUGCAUCGUGAUAGUGGCUUUUACCGUGACCCUAGUGACCGGAGUCGCCGCCGAGGCCUCCGUGCGGACAUGUGAACCUAUUAAAGUGGCGAUGUGCAAGAACAUUGGAUACAACCAGACCGGAAUGCCCAACUUGGCACGGCAUACCCUGCAAGCUGAUGCCGACGUGACGCUGCAGACCUUCAGUCCGCUCGUACAGUACGGGUGCUCCUCGCAGCUGCAUCUGUUCCUCUGCUCGGUGUACGUGCCGAUGUGCACCGACAAGGUGGCGCUGCCCAUCGGGCCCUGCAGAGGCCUGUGCGAGAGCGUCUACACCCGGUGUUACCCUGUCCUGCACGGCUUCGGAUUCCUGUGGCCUCCAGAGUUGGACUGUUCAUUAUUCCCAGCCGAGAAUAACCACGAACAUAUGUGCAUGGAGGGACCGGGAGAGCGAGCCCAGCCACCCGGCACUGUUCCUUUGGACAUGGCCAACUCUGGCGGCAGAGGAGCGUGUCGAAGACUCAUCAAGCCAAAUAACUGGGUGUGGGUGAGGGGAUCAGCCCGCUGCGCUCAGUUCUGUGAUGCUGAAGUGCUGUGGGACAGCGGGGAGCGGAAAGCUGCAGAGGUGUGGCUGGCUACGUGGGCUGCCCUGAGCUUCGCGUGUACGCUGGCGGCCGUGGGGGCGCAGCUAGCGUGCGGGGAGCGCGGCGGCGCGGGCGAGCGCGCGCUGGUGCUGGUGGCGCUGUGCCGCUGCGCCGCGGCCGCGGGCUGGGGCGUGCGCGCCGCCGCCGGCCGGGCCGCUGCCGGCUGCGCCAAGGACUCCACCUCGCCCACUCGCAUGCUGCUGGCGCACGACGGACUAGCGAACCCUAACUGCGCUGUCGUCUUCCUCCUUCUCUAUUACUUCGGCCUGGCUGCAUCAGUUUGGUGGGUGGUGGUAGCAGGAGCAUGGCGUGCCAGUGUCAUGCGACCCCCAGCACCGGCGGCGGGAGCUCGCAACAACCGCCACUCCUCACUCCUGCAGUUGGCAGCUUGGGGAGUACCAGCGGCUUUAGCGGCAGCUGUGCUCGUGACUAGAGAUGUUGAUGCUGAUGAAUUGACUGGAACAUGCUUCGUGGGUAACCAGUCUAGUAAGUCGUUACUGGCACUGGUCAUAAUUCCCGAAGCUAUCUGCCUGCUCCUCGGCUCCGUGUUCUUGUCAUCUGGCUUCCGUGCUGUUCUCCGGCGUCCUGCACCCGUGCCGGCUCCGUCAGUACUACUGAACUCACCACCUCAACCUCAUCAGGACCAAAGCGUGUUGAGAUUAGGAGCCUUUGCGGCCCUGUACGCUGUCCCUUCAACCUGUAUUCUUGCUACUUGGGUGUACGAGUACGCAUGGAGAGACGACUGGCUCGCUGCUCCUGUGCCUUCAUCGGAACCCUCAACGCACCCGAAACCGGCAUUCUGGGUAUUUCUGUUUCGAAUAUUUGCGACGCAGAUCCUUGGUGUCAUGGUAGCGGUGUGGAUUGCGACGCCAAGUCUAAAGGCUUUAUGGAGGAGGAUUGCUGGGCCGAGGAAGCCGCCGAUGGCGAAGUGUCCUCCGGGUCCGCCGCCCACUCCGCUAACGCUGCACUGCUAUGCGUCACACCCACACACUCUCACGAGACAUCCACACAAGUACGCUACGUACAGGCCUCCACAAACACAUUCAUAUAGAAAGCCAAGGCACUACCAUUACUCAGCCGGGGAAACUAUUCUCUGACCAGCAAAAUGGGCGCAUAAUCAUGUUUUCACUUACUUAAUGUAUGUUCAGACAUGGUUCAAAGACAAUAUUAAGGAGCUGAACCUCCGUGGAUGCAUUUAAAAUUUGUAAAUUGUUGGUGAACUAAUAUUCAAGUGCCAUUCGUUUUACAAUUAAUUGCCAAGGGCCAGAAUGAAAGGCCUCGUAAUAAUUAAGUAUUUAUAAUAAUUGUAAUUAAUAGUAUUUUUGUUAUGAAUGAUGCAUAAUAAUUAAUGAAGAUUUUUUUGUUUCGUGUGUCUAACAUGGCCAGCCUCGCAUUUGUUUUAAUUUAUAAAAUUUGUCUAUUCGUAGCCUGUCAUCAAAAAUGUUUAAUCAAUCUUUAGCGUGCUCAGUUAUUGAUUAUUCAAAACAAAAUAGCAAAUAAUUUGAAGUCCAAUUUUCUGAUAACAAUUCAAAAAUAUCUGGUUUGGUCCGAAAAGAUUGCCUUAGUAGAAAUAAGUUUAAACAUUUGUUUGUAUUGUACAUAAUUUAAAUUACAAAAUGUAUAUAAGUUUAAUGAGUAUUUAGUUACUCCGAAUUGUAAAUAAAAUUAGAAAAGACUAUGACUAAAUUAAGAAUCUAGGUAUUAUUAUCAUACGUCCUCAUUUUAUUUUUAAAUGUAUACGCUUACAGCUACCUGCUAGGUACGCGCUUUUUCCUAAUAUUUCGGAAAAAGCGUCAUCCUUCUGUAUGUUUUUAAUAUUUGCAUUUUUUCUGGCACUCUUCAUUUUGUGAAAGCCAAUGACAAGUAUUUUCAUUUUCAUACACAUUUGUUCUAUCUUGGUCUCUUUGUAACUGCUACAUACCGCAAAAAACUACGACUCCUGACUUUUUGAAGAAAAAAUAUAAAACAAAAUAUUUACUGCGAAAAACCCACCUCCUCAUUGCCAAAAUAUUUUAUAAAUACCUAUAUAAUGUAAAUAAUGACUGAAAAUAUUUGUUUGUGAAUAAUAAAUAAGAUUUAUUUAUAUAAGUUUUUGUAAGUAAUAGGAAAUAGCGGCUAAUGAGUAGAUUUACAAUAAAAUAUUAUA